Molecule: messenger RNA, 1482 nt
Organism: Carica papaya (papaya)
Lineage: Eukaryota; Viridiplantae; Streptophyta; Magnoliopsida; Brassicales; Caricaceae
Source: RefSeq, a predicted model, not a curated record
CUAAACAGCCAAGUACAGCUUUUUCGAAAAAAGAAAUUCCCUUCCUUCUUUUUCAUUUCUCUCUCUGUAACUUUUCUCUCUCAAACUGCAACGCCGAUAAUGGCGGCAACUUCUAGAAGAUCAAGUGGACCGGUUAUUCGCUCGGUCUCGCCGUCCGGUAGGUUCUAUAGUGGCCGCUCUCCGUCUUCUUCUUCUUCUUCUUCUUCCGCUUUCGCUUAUUCCAGCUCUAGUUUCUCUUCUCGCUCGUCCACUUUCUUCCAUCAAAGAUCUGCCUCGCCGACGCGUGUUAACCUGUACGGUCACUCUUCGUCUUCGCCUUCCGUGCGGUUUUCAAUCGACCGUCCGAUUUCCCCCAGCCGAUCCAUCGCAACUGUUGGUCCUUCCUCCCGCGGUGGCCAAAUCGUGAAGAACCAGAACAAGCCGCAGAAGCGAAGCUGCAUGUGCUCUCCUACAACGCACCCGGGGUCGUUCCGGUGCAGCCUCCACAAAGGAUUUGGUCAUGGAAACUCGCAAGCCUUGUCUUACUCGCCGAGCAACCGCCUUAACGCUCGCCGUUCGGCGAUGACGAACUCGCUCGUCAGGAUCGGCGGCGUGGAGGGGGACUUGGUGAAGAGAGCCUUGGCUGCUCUGAUUCGCCCCUCCUCCCACCAGCAGCGUCGACGCGCCGCCUUCCAGCCUAAGCCGAGCCGCCUAUCCGUGAUGUCUAAGGACGAGGAUAAAUGAUGCGGACAAUCACAUCACGGAAUCAAUUCUAAGGAUCCCUGCGCACGAGAAGAUAGAUUCCGGCGUGAAGUAGCUGCUGGUGACGUCAGAUCCCAGUGACAUGGCGCGUGAUCUGAUCGAUACGGUGCAGUUUCGUGGAGCGGUUGCGUUUUUUUUUGUAUUCCGACGACCGAGACUACGGAUCGGAAUGGCAGGACUAUGAUAUGACAAUAUACUGUUUGUGUGUAUAUACAGACUAAAUAUAUAUACCAGUUGCAGCCAUUACUGGCGAAUUUGAGGGGUCUAUGAGAUAAAAUUUCGUUUCUAAACUAAUCAAAAAUAAUUUGAAACCAAUCUAAAUCUAAUAGGAUCUAAUAUUUCAAAACUUGUUCGCUUCGUCUGAAUUCGCCACCAUCUUCCACGUUCCAGUCCAUUGUUGGUUUUGUUUGAUCAAUUUUCCGUUUCUCCACUCGUCUUCGUUGUGUGUUGUGUGUGUAAGUACGGUCCGUUAUGGUUUCCGUUUGGUUUGACUGCUUUCCAUUUUUUUUCCGUUUGUAGGCACUUCCCUUUCCUCUGUGCGUGGGAUUCCGUCCGGCGUAUCCGCACAACAGGUCAGUUUCUUCAAAUUCGAGGUUGUCCUGGUAUUCUCAUGGCGAGGUAAAUUUGAAACCACCUGUGCUUAAUUUCUUGAUGGAAGGAGAAAAUGGUAGUAGUUUACGAAUGGGAUUUUCCUGAGAUUUAAUUGGAAAAUGCAUUUGCUAAUCAAGAAGGUGAAAUGAA